AUGGAGGCGGACACGACAGCUGACGAAAAUCAUCCUCCUACUGCUAACGCAUCUGCUCUCAUGCACGCACACAAACUGUUUUGCAUCCAUUAUUACAAACUGGAAGUUAACUUUACACGCAAGCAACACGUCACAGUCGCUCAAUACAAACCAGGAGUAUCCGCUCUCACUCAAUUCUACGUUACUUGCUUCCCGUAUCAGUUAUUCGAGUCUUGGGCCAUCAAUCACACUGGUACCAAUCACAGAGAACCAUACAGCGGCCUUGCAGGUUCCUUUGACUAUUGUCAAUAUAAUCACGGGAACAUACGCUUUAGCCAUUUUGUUCCUCUGCAGAAUUCUCUACAAGGCACUACACAACAAGAUGUACCCGCACUCAACACAACACUCUACGCCUACUUCAGCCAAGAUAAUCUCGGUAUCCUGAGCAAAGUCACUGCACUCAGUGCAAUAGAUGUAACUACCAUGAUCAACCAACAACGAAGACUGCCUUCUAGUGCAUACUGGACUAACUCAUCAGACGAAGGUCUCCUUGCACUAGACGAAACAAAACCAUUUCACCAAAAUGAGACACUGGAAUACAAUUUUAAAUUCUCUUAUCCACCAAUACUCAAAUUGCAAUGUCCAAGUUUGUCAUAA
Echinostoma caproni is the source of this 636-nucleotide messenger RNA. Lineage: Eukaryota; Metazoa; Platyhelminthes; Trematoda; Plagiorchiida; Echinostomatidae. The record is from the annotation of a GenBank genome assembly.